AUGGGCUGCGGCACGAGCAAGCCGGGUCCCGGCACGAGAAAACCGGGUCUGACCGACGAGGAGCUGAAGAAUUGGCGCGAGUUCGGCGGCGGCGACCUGGAGCCGGUCCUCGCGAACGGCGCCGUCGCACUCCUCGACGCGCAGUGGAUCAUCAGCCACGCCGAGGCGGGCGGCGUCCUCACUCACCGCCAGGCGCUGCCCGACGAGGCCCUCCUCUCCCUCGCCGACCUCAUCGAGGCGACCAACGAGAAUGUUGACUUCCGGAGCAGGGAAUUGAGCGCCGCGCCGUCAUUCCCCGUCGCCGCGCUCUCCUACCCGUGGCUGACCAAGGACCACCCCGACCCGUGCGGAGCCAACCUCGCCCGCGUCGCAAGGGCGCUCAAGGCUCUGCUCAGCCUCGGCCACUACUCGCGGCUAGGCGUCUUUUGGGACUUUGGUUCGCUGCACCAGCACCCCGACCCCACCAACGGCAUCAUGCGCACCGAGGAGCAGAACGCGCUCUUCAAGCAGGGGCUGGGCUGCCUCGGCACGCUCUACUCCCACCCGCAGACAACCGUGCUGCGGCUGACCUCCUUCCCGGACGGCCACGAGACGGAGGACCAGGCAGAGGGCACCAACGUGGCCAAGUACGUUGACCGCGGCUGGUGCGCCACCGAGAGCGCCUGGUCGAGCCUGACCAAGGCCGGCGCCCUCUCGCUCGACCUCGGCUUGAUGCGCGACGGCGAGGAGUACGACUACUACAGCCUCCGACACGAAUGCACCAGG
This is a messenger RNA of Emiliania huxleyi CCMP1516, 765 nucleotides long. RefSeq lists its product as hypothetical. The transcript has a single exon. NCBI's taxonomy places the organism in Eukaryota, Haptophyta, Isochrysidales, Noelaerhabdaceae. The record is from RefSeq and is a predicted model, not a curated record. The annotation marks the transcript as partial.